Messenger RNA from Vicia villosa (hairy vetch), 2165 nucleotides. RefSeq names its product MACPF domain-containing protein CAD1-like. Gene Ontology annotation, cellular component: plasma membrane. Gene Ontology annotation, biological process: regulation of salicylic acid mediated signaling pathway; plant-type hypersensitive response. The record is from RefSeq and is a predicted model, not a curated record. Bases 252 to 1946 code for a protein of 564 amino acids. The transcript has 6 exons. NCBI's taxonomy places the organism in Eukaryota, Viridiplantae, Streptophyta, Magnoliopsida, Fabales, Fabaceae.
GAUAUGGUCCCUACAACUUACUUCAAAAACGCGUUUUCAAACAAAACAUUAUUUAACAUUGUUGUUACAGUCAAACAAAACCCAAUACUUUCUAUACCUUUUUAGAACAAACAAGAACAAAAACAACAACAACUUCAAACCUCACCAACAAGGUCCAACCCAACCUAUUCAUUCAAUUCAAACCCACUUCACUUUUCUCAAUAACAAAUGCUAUAUUGUUCCUUAAUCAAUCUAGUUCUUGUUCAUUGACUAUGGAAAACCAAACUCCAACAAGAAACUCUGAUUCUCUCUCUGCAACUCUUGGUAACUCAAUCCAAGCUUUAGGUCGUGGUUUUGAUGUUACAUCGGAUAUUAGGCUUCUUUAUUGUAAAGGGGCACCUGGGUCUAGGCUUGUUCAUCUUGAUGAGGAACAUAGUAGGGAUCUUGUUCUGUCUAGAGAGGUUGUUGUUCCUAAUGUUUCUGCGGACAUUGAUUUCUCUCUGGGGAAGAGUGGUGUUGAGAAGACCCCUGUGUGUAGUUUCCAAGAGAUGGCGAAAUAUUUCAAUGAGAGAUCUGGCAUAAAGGAAAAAAUUCCACUCGGAAGCUUUAAUUCUAUGUUUAAUUUUAUUGGCUCCUCGACGGUUGAUGCAGCAGCCACCAAAUCACUUGCCAUGGUUGGAUAUUUCAUUCCACUCUUCGAAGUUAAAUUAACUAAACUAAAUUUGGUCUUGAAUGAGGAAGUCAGGCGCGCUGUUCCUCACUCUUGGGAUCCAGCAUCCUUGGCUAGUUUUAUCGAGAAUUACGGUACACAUAUUGUUACAUCUGCAACAGUUGGUGGAAGAGACGUGGUGUAUAUCAGGCAGCACCAAUCAUCUUCUUUGUCUGCACCGGAUAUUGAAAAUUACGUAAAGGACAUUGAAAAUGAUAGGUUUCAUGAUGCGAAAAACUCGUCAGGACCCGCUGCUUUGAAGUACAAGGAGAAGGAUGUUACAGUAAUUUUUAGGCGAAGAGGAGGGGAUGAUCUUGAGCAAAGUCAUACUAAAUGGGUGGAAACUGUAAAAUUGGCACCGGACAUCAUUAACAUGAAGUUUACACCCAUUGUUUCGCUUCUUGAAGGAGUACCCGGUGUAAAGCUUUUAACCCGUGCUAUUGAUUUAUAUCUCGAAUACAAACCUCCUAUCGAAGACUUGCAGUAUUUCUUGGAUUUCCAAAUAACUCGAGUUUGGGCACCGGAGCAAAAUAAUCUACAAAGAAAAGAGCCUGUAUGUCAAUCUCUUCAAUUCAGCUUAAUGGGACCUAAGCUUUUUAUCAGUCCAGAUCAGGUAACAGUUGGACGCAAACCCGUGACCGGACUAAGGCUGAACCUAGAAGGCAACAAACUAAACCGACUCGCAAUUCAUUUGCAGCAUUUAGUCUCACUCCCGAAAAACCUUCAACCUCACUGGGAUGCACACAUGGCAAUCGGUGCUCCAAAAUGGCAAGGUCCCGAGGAGCAAGACAGCCGUUGGUUUGAGCCGAUUAAAUGGAAAAACUUCUCGCACGUAAGCACUGCACCAAUUGAGAUAACUGAAACCAAUAUUGGAGACCUCUCCGGCGUUCAUAUUGUCACCGGGGCCCAACUUGGUGUUUGGGAUUUCGGUGCCAAAAAUGUAUUACACCUCAAACUACUUUUCUCAAAAGUACCGGGGUGCACUAUAAGGCGAUCCGUGUGGGAUCAUAACCCUUCCACUCCGGCAGUUACACACAAAUCAGACGGCGCUUCGUCGUCAUCCACAAAGAAAACUUCUGACGAGAAAAAGGAAGAUAGUUCGGUCCAUAGUGGAAAACUCGCAAAAAUUGUGGACAUGACGGAAAUGUCGAAAGGGCCGCAAGAUAUUCCUGGUCAUUGGUUAGUUACAGGUGCUAAGCUUGGAGUAGAAAAAGGAAAAAUUGUACUGAGGAUAAAGUACUCCUUGUUAAACUAUUAAUUCACAUUUUCUCCUCUUUCUUUUGAUUAUUUAUUUUUUUCCCCUUCACACUAGAAACAAUAGCCAAGCAUUUUUUGCACAGAGAAUCAAUCUUUUGAGUUCUUUUGUGAUAUGUAGAUUUUCCUUUUUAGUUGAUGAUGAUGAUGCAGUGGUUUUAUUAUAUUUUUAUAACUGUAUUAAAUUUUGUUUAUUCAAUGGAAUAGUGACAUUUAGAGGUGA